This is a messenger RNA of Cavenderia fasciculata, 282 nucleotides long. RefSeq lists its product as uncharacterized. The record is from RefSeq and is a predicted model, not a curated record. The coding region runs from base 1 to 282 and encodes 93 amino acids. The transcript has 4 exons. NCBI's taxonomy places the organism in Eukaryota, Evosea, Eumycetozoa, Acytosteliales, Cavenderiaceae.
AUGAUUAGUAGAAAUGAUUUGGGUAAUGUGAUUUUGUCCUUUGAAAGAGAAACAAGCAGAGAACCCUUUAUCUCAAAAGAGCUUUUGAAAUCAAAUUCUGUGCCUGUUGGGUACUCGUCUUUAAUGUUCUCUAUCCAUGCUUUUACAUCAUCAAAAUCCCAAUCCUUUGGUGCUGCAACUGGUGUUGUCAUUCGCGAUGGUAUGUACAAUCUAUUCUUUAGGUUAGAUAUCAAUGAAACUGCUUCCUAUCUUGUUCAUCUCAACUCUAGAGUUGAAAGUUAA